AUGUGGUUGACAUUUGUUUGCAAGUUUUUUGGGAUUUCCGAUCGAAUUUUAGAAAUCCUCAAAUAUUAUUAGCUAGAAAUCUACAUUAUAAACGUUUCAAAAUGAGCAUUUAAUGACUAUUGUGUACAUAAAACGUGUUUUCCAUCGUUCCAAGUACACAAAACUUGUGUGAUCGCGGUUUUGGAAGGGUUUCGUAGAAAUGCGCUAGAAGCCAUACAUACAUCAUCACCUAUCGUCACUUAUAGUUCCAAUUUGCCGUACUGCGGUACACUCAGUGAUAAAUGAAGUUCAAGAAUGAAGCAAAAUAGUGGAGAAAUAGUGUUAUUUUAGUGUUCGGCGUACUAAAUUACGAGUCUUACAUCUUUCAAAAGAGAUUAUUAAAAAAAGCAUCGAAACCUUAUAUAAAUCUGCAAUGUAAUUGACCAUAUCAACAAUGAACAUCAAUUAAAAUACAUUUGAUUUGAAAAUACCGCCUUAAACUUAAUUAUUUGAUUAAAAUAUCCAAAAGUAUCCUGAAAACAUGUCUAAAGAAAUAGAAAUAAAAAUAGAGCCCAAUGAUCCACAGUUUGAUGAAAAUGAUGAAGAUUCAAAUUCAAAUAUGGAACAGCCAGCAAGUACUUCUAACACAGACCAUAUAAAUAAUUUUGUUGGAAUAAAGCAGGAGCCAGUUAUACAGAUUAAAUUGGAGCCUCUAGAAGAUGAAUAUCAAGAUGAUUCCGGUGAUAUGGAUACAGAGAAUGUACUGAUGAAAUUUGAACACAGUUUGUAUGAAAGUAAUGAGGCAAUAAAGCUCCCCAGAGCAAAGAAUGUGAACUACAAAGAGGAAGAUUCGGACGAAGAGUAUGUGCCCCGCAUGAAAACUGCUAAAAAAACUCAUAAGAAAUUAAGCACCUUCGAUCCCAAUGUCAAACGCGGAUUCAAAGGGCGAUCUAAAACUAAAUCAAAAGACGAUCCAACCUACUCGGAAGAUAUAAUGGACAAGAUAGACAUAGUGACCAUAGACGAGGCGACCCGCCAAGAAGAGCACCAAGAUGCGCUGCGCACGCGCAAGCACAUGAACUACACCUGCGACUACUGCGCGCUGGGGUUCGUCGUCGAGGAGGCUUACCAGAUGCAUCUGAAGAUACACUCUGAGGAAGCAGGUGAUCACGAGUGCGACAUUUGCAAGGUGCGUCUGAAAACUUCCGAGAUGCAGUAUCAGCACAGACUGCGUCACUAUCGGCGCUACCGCUGUUCCAUAUGUCAUCUGCAACAGCGGGAUAAGGACACUGUCGCUGCGCACAUCAUGAGACAGCAUAUGGGAAUUGCGUUCGUGUGCAAACACUGCGGCAGAGAUUUCAAGCGGCCACAGUACCUCAACCGCCACAUCAAGCAGAUGCACACCAAGCCGUUAUACCUGGAGUGCCCGGUCUGCAGUCGCGUGUUCCACGAGCGCGGCUGGUUUCGCUGCCACGUGCGAACUCACAACGAGCAAGUCCAGAAGAACAUCACCAGGAAGGUGCAGUGCUCGCACUGCGGCCGCGAGUUCCGCAACAAGCAGUACCUGGUGCGCCACCUGGCGGUGCACGAGGACCGGCGCCCCAAGACCUGCGACAUGUGCUCCCGCUCCUUCAAGAACAGCGAGGUGCUGCGCGUUCACAAGCGACAGCACCACGGCCAGAACCCUGCAAGGGACUACGCUCUUAAUGAAGCUAGGAUACCAAGGUGUGGCGCCAACACCACGUGCGAGGUGUGCGGCCGCAUCCUCACCACGCCCGCCAUGCUGACGCGGCACGUGCAGCGGAUGCACACCGAGCGCAUCAAGAAGUUCCAGUGCGACUACUGCCAGAAGCACUACUUCACGAAGGCGGAGGUGCGCUCGCACAUCGAGUGGACCCACCUGCAGCGCCGCAAGCACGCGUGCGCGUGUGGGCGGGUGUUCCGCUCGCCCGCACUGCUGCGCGACCACGCGCUCACGCGCCACCUCAACGUGCGCCAGCCCAAGGACAAGAGCUGCGGCGUGUGCGGCAAGAUGUUUGCGAACCAACAAGUCUUAACGCGUCACGUAAAGGGGCACUCAGGCGAGACCUACCCGUGCACAGAGUGCGGGCAGAAGUUCAAAACGCAGUCGUACGUCAAAGUGCACUACAAGAUAAAACAUCUCAAGAUGACGAGGGCUGAAGUGAAAGCCCAGAGCAGGAGGAAGCUUAUCAUGGUGCAUAGCGAAGAACCUAUCAACGCGAAGAUCAAAGUCAGUAAAAAAUCUAAAGAUAAGACCGAAGAUCCAUUGAAUUUAGACAAUUUUGAACAUGUGGAUGUGAUGCCGAAUGUGAAAAAAGAAGUGACAGAUCCUACCGUGCCGCUUUUUGAAACUUUCGUUGAUAUACAGCGGGAGUGUUGAAGAAAUGUAUCUACUUAAAAGUAAAUCAAUUUAAACGAGUCUGGUUAACGCAACAUGAUGCCAAUUCUGUUUUACUCAAAUUUAUGAACUAAAAUAAACAGACAAAUCUAAUAACGGUACAAUUCACUUAAAUUAAAAUCUUGCAUCAUCAGUGAAUGAUGUUGGACACUUGUUAAGUACAAUGGUGACUCAGCUGUCAUGCACAUCACUCUGCCAGAAGUUCGAGCUAUUGUACUCAAAAGUGACAGACCAGGUCUCUCAAAAAUCUAUCCUUGCAACGAACCACACUAAUCGUUAAAAACAGAUCGUAUCCUAUCCAAAAAUCUCUGUACCCGAUGGAGGAUCACCGACUGCAAGCAGUAGUUCAAGGUACGUGCAUUUGGUAUUGUAAUUUCUUAUUUCAAAUGUGAAACAUCGUCAUUGUGAGACCCUAAGGUUUGAGUCUGAUUUUCCUCUGUAACGAGUUACUACAGGUGCUUUCCUUUUCCUCAAAGUGCAUAUAACGAAAGGGAUGGCGCUAUUAACAUACUUGUGAAUUUCGUGUAAUUUACAGAUUUGUGAACAACAGAAUUGGUAACAGUAUCCAAAAUUUAGACAACUCUAAAAAUUAGGAAAUGAUAGACAAAUGUAGAUAAAAUUAUAGAUUCACACGUGCUGAAACUCGGGUGGAUAUACAAUGAGGGUGUUGUGGGAAUUGCUAUUGCGGCAGGAAUAUGAAGUGAAGUGCAGAUCAAAUGAAGUGAAAAAAAUCGAAACGAAACUUAAACCGAAGAUGCAUUAUAGGUACUUAGAUAAGUGAAUUUUGAAAUAAACUAAAACACCGUGGUAUAUGCCUCCAACAACUUGAUUAUAGUCACGUGCCGCGUAACUUACGUUGUCCAAUGGGUACAGGAGGGUAAACAAAAAUAUUCCACCUGAAUAAACUAUCUAGCCGAAUUUUGAACUUUUUGGUGUUAAACAACAUUCUAAUUUUGUAAUAAUCUCCUUAUUCUAAGGUUAUGUCUAGGUUUAACAAAAUCACUCGCGCUGUACUGUUUAAAACGGUUCUGGAUCAUUAUUCAUUAUUUAUAAGUCACGCGGUAUAGGACUGUUUAAAACUUAAGAUGUUACAAAAGCAAAUAUUGAAGUUAUUAAUUAUUCUUGCACCGCAGAUCAAUUAAAUAUGGAAAAAGAGUAAGCAGUAUAUAACCAAGUUCAAAUUUUUAAAACGUUUGUUAAUGUGAUAUUGCAAAUAUUGAAUUGAAGUUAAAUUUAAAUUGUGAACCUGCAUAAGUGAGAGUUAAUUCUUCUAGUCGAUAUCUAUUUUAGCUUAAUAAAAUACAUAAGGAUUUGGUCCAAACAACUGUCAAAAAUACGUAACAUCCUAAGACGUAGUUUUGAGACUAGGCUUUAGGAAGUCCCGAGACAUCGAGAGACUUCGAGAAUUCCCAGAAUAAAAUUAGAAUCGUGUUAAGUUGUGGCGAGAUGUAUUAAUAAAAAAAGCAAUUUCUAGUACAUAUCAAUAUGUAUGAAACAUAAAAUCUCUAACGCAAUUUUAGUACAAACAAUCUCUAUGUUUAAAUCUUCCAAUCAUAGAUACAGUUUUUGGUAAUAACUUUUGAAUAUUUUGGCACUACGUUUUGGCCUUUUGUGGCGAACGCAUUUAGGAUUAUGGUGUAGACCGUAUCAAGUGAUUACAUUAUAAGCUUGUGCAUUAAAUAAAGUUGUUAUACUUAAA
This is a messenger RNA of Pararge aegeria (speckled wood butterfly), 4097 nucleotides long. RefSeq names its product zinc finger protein 2 homolog. The coding region runs from base 521 to 2380 and encodes 619 amino acids. Gene Ontology annotation, molecular function: DNA-binding transcription factor activity, RNA polymerase II-specific; RNA polymerase II transcription regulatory region sequence-specific DNA binding. Gene Ontology annotation, biological process: regulation of transcription by RNA polymerase II. The record is from RefSeq and is a predicted model, not a curated record. The transcript is spliced from 13 exons. Gene Ontology annotation, cellular component: nucleus. NCBI's taxonomy places the organism in Eukaryota, Metazoa, Arthropoda, Insecta, Lepidoptera, Nymphalidae.